Molecule: messenger RNA, 1078 nt
Organism: Helianthus annuus (common sunflower)
Lineage: Eukaryota; Viridiplantae; Streptophyta; Magnoliopsida; Asterales; Asteraceae
Product: ras-related protein RABA1f
Exons: 2
Coding region: 130-783 (217 amino acids)
Cellular component (GO): endosome
Molecular function (GO): GTPase activity; GTP binding
Source: RefSeq, a predicted model, not a curated record
CUUUUCCUUGCUCUGCACUUGAUACACUUUCUCUCUCUUAUAUAGAUAGAUAGACAGAUCUGUAAAAUUAUAAUAUUCCCCAUUUUCAACAACAGAUCUGCAAACUCUUUCUCAACAACUACAGAGCAAAUGGGUGCAUACAGAGCAGACGAUGAUUACGAUUACUUGUUCAAACUAGUUCUCAUCGGUGAUUCCGGUGUCGGCAAAUCCAAUCUCCUCUCCAGGUUCACCCGAAACGAGUUCAGUCUCGAGUCUAAGUCAACCAUCGGCGUCGAAUUCGCCACUCGCAGCAUUAAAGUCGAUGAAAAGGUUGUCAAGGCCCAGAUUUGGGACACUGCUGGCCAGGAACGAUACCGUGCAAUCACAAGUGCAUACUACCGAGGUGCAGUUGGGGCAUUGCUUGUCUACGAUGUAACACGUCAUGUGACCUUUGAAAAUGUGGAAAGGUGGCUAAAGGAGCUUCGUGACCAUACGGAUUCCAACAUCGUCAUGAUGCUUGUAGGAAACAAAUCUGAUUUACGUCACUUACGCGCUGUAACCUCUGAAGAUGCCAAAACCUUUGCUGAAAAAGAAAACAUGUAUUUCAUGGAAACAUCCGCACUUGAAUCAUCAAACGUUGAAAACGCUUUCACCGAAGUUCUUACUCAAAUCCACCAGGUUGUUAGCCGAAAGGCUCUUGAUGCCGGAGAUGAUCAGGCUGCUUUGCCAAAGGGACAGACAAUUAACGUUGGCAGUAAGGAUGAUGUGUCAGCGUUGAAGAAAGUUGGCUGCUGCUCUACUUAACGGUUUCACUCCCUGUAAGUUUUAACUAAUUAUUACGUGAACAUCUAGUACAAAUCACAGUUUAAGCCGUUUAGCUUAAACUAAAUGCGGUUAUAAGGACAUUUCUGGAACGACACAAUUGAGCAACAUCAUAGUUUAGUUGAGUGAGGAAUGUGGUUUUGGCAUUCCAAAUGUAUCAAAGAUUCUAUUGCUAUUCAUGUAUUGACAGUAUUGUUAAUUGUCGGCUGGCAACUAUGAACAAAGGGAAUAUUUACCAAUUUCUCAAUAUCAAUCUUUUACUGAUGGUUGUAUGAUU